GCGGAGUGCUGACAGUGAGCUUCGUGCGGGCGCGUAGAGCGGACGUGAGCGCCAGUGAGUGCGAGCAAGCAUCCCGAGUGUAGCUGCAGCGAUCGAGAUACGAACACAGUCAUGGAAGUCGCGGGUCAGUGGCGGCGGGAGUGGGCUGGAACGGCCGAAUAUGGAAAGGUUACUGAAGGCGGUGUGACGAAGCGCGUGGCGCGUGCAAUGGAGGUGCUGCACGCAAGCGCGCCGGGUGCGCGAGUGCGGGUGCUCCGCGCCGCGUACCACUCCACCGCGGGCCCGGGGGUGCCAGCCGCCUCUUACAUGCUACAGUCCUCCAGAAGGGUAAUAUCUUCUGGAUAUGACUUCGUCGAACCAACAUCAUUGCCGUCAAAGCCUUUGGAGAUAUCUUCGAUACCUUUAGAGAUGGUAGAUUCAGAUGUUGAGAAACAGAAUUAUAAAGUAACCGAACCCGAUGACUUAGAUAUAUCAGAACCGUCAAAAUGGCGCAGCGGUGCCGGAAGGAGUUCGAUACGAAUGCCGAGUGAAGAAUCUUCAUCGGCCGACAACGCCAGCAUUAUUGACCUCGAUUCCAGAACAAAUCGAAGAAAUUCCUUUAAAAGUCAUUUAUUCGAACACAAUGAGGGCAGGAUAACGCCAACCCAUCCUAAAAAUAACCGAGUAUCACCAUUAUUAGAUGCACCUGUAACACUAAGUACCCUUAAAUACAAAUCUCUCUUAAAUGGCAGCGACGACUGGAAUAACAGACGAAAGAGUUAUAGUUUUGAAGAUACAGCACCAUUAAAUAAAAUAAUUUUAGAUAGAAAAGACCGAUUUGCAAUUGAAUCUUCUACCGACAGUGGCAUUUGUAAGUCUUCUGAAAUCGUGAACGAUGUAGACACUGCACGCCAAUAUAAGAAGGACAGAAAGUCUGAACCACAGGAUGAAACAUUUAAAGAUUGGCUGUAUAAGAACAGAGCAAGUCACGUCAUGAAGCCUGUCAAAGAGCAUAGCGUGACACCGGACCGGCUUAGUGACAAUAAUAUAACACUGCAGUCUUCAGGAAAAGUAUGCAUCACACUUCCAGUAGCAAUCGAAACAGGAAAUGGUUACGAGUACAGGAAAUCACAAAACGUUGACGAAAAUGAUCGUAAAUCCAAAAAGGUAGAAUUUUGUAAAACUGAAUUACAUUUUGCGGCAGAUACAGGAACCGUUAAUAUAAUUGCCACAGAUGAAAAACCACCCCCUACAAACGAUUUUAGACGACGGAGGAGUGCCUUUGUUCCUAUUAGCGAUAGAUUCGAGAAGUCUGUCACUUUGUUCGGCGAAAAGACUGACUUCCACGGAAGUGGUAAAAGUGAAUAUUUUUCUAGUUACAGCACUAACGAUGUUGGUGACUCCGAUGAGAAUACAGCAGCUACAAAAAGUAUUCUCAAAAAUAAAAUUCCGAAACCCAAGCCAUAUCUCUUAGGAGAGAACAUGUCACUUGGGGACGAUGAUAAUGUUAAUAAUGUGAUUAAAAACAGCAGUGUAGAUGAUAACAAUGGCAUAUCUGGUGUUACUCUUGUUAAUGCCCAACUUCAGGCAGACAAAAUAUACAGUAACGAAACUAAGCCUAACUAUUCAACUAGUUCUGGCUCAACUGCUUUUCUUCAUAGAUCUUAUAGGACCACCAAUGAAGGUACCUUCAGACAAGGCAGUUUUAGGAACACUACAAAGCCAGUAAUGGAAACUAACAAACCAUUGCAAUUAAGUAAUGAAAAGGAUGAAAAAUUUUCAACUAACUCUGUUAAAAGAAAAUUACAAAUGAUUCAAAAAUCGCCAACACUAGGAGUUUCGAAUACGCGCCAGCUGAGAGAAAGCGAUCUAAUGUAUUUUGGCAUUGCAAAAGAUCGGGAAUGCGAUUCAAAAUCGCAUGAACGCCAUGAAAAUAAAUUAUACGACAAAAACAAUGAGCAAGAGGAGAUAUUUGAAUCAGUCAGAUUAGUUCGAAAAAUUUCUAACAGUGUUUGCAGCAGCGAUAUGGAAUCAGACGAGGCGCCCGAAUACCAAAAUAUAUUGUAUAAAACAAAUUAUACGCCUGUUCCCGCUCCUCGGGGACGUAACAAAUAUGACACGGAAAUAGAAAUAAAAACAAGGAAUUUGAAUUCAAUAGAAGAGCAAGAUAACGACGAUGUUCCGACGACUUUAAGAAGGUCCAGAUUGAGGAGACAAGAGACGACCAGCUCUUCAAGCCGUAGUAUAUCUGAGCCACCGAAGGCUAACAGGUUGCGCCAUAAAGAACAUAACCCACAAAAGAGUAGUUCAAGAAAUUCUCCUACCUUGCGUGCGAAGAGGAACGAAUUUAAGAAGGAACAUGAUAUAGCAGAAGAAACAGUUUCUAAAGAUAGUUCGUCAUUGUACGUCAAUCUAAGGCCAAAAGAAAGACACAAUUCAAAUGAUAAAAAAGAUGUAAAUCAGCAAUAUCGCACAAAACCGCAAUCAAAUCUAAAUGAAAAAAAUAACACCAUGGAACGUAUAAAAGCUAGAAAUACUAAUCACGAUGAAGAAAGAAAGAAAAACGUUACAAGAUCAGAUUCGCUAAAGAACAAAAGCAAUAUAAACGAAAGUUCACCAACGCGUAAAACUAGAGUUCAAAGAACAGAAAAACUCGUUACUCCUGAACUACCUCAUAGUGGGAGAAGGAAUAGAAACGAGGAAAUUAUUUACGAUAGAAACAAUAAAACGCGUGAUAAAGAUUUAACAUCUGGUCAGAAGGACCAUCGGAUACGAUCACUGCAUCGUCACGUAAAACCUGUACUUGAUAACAACUCCUUGAAAAAAGAAGACAAACUAAAAGCGGAUGCUGCUAAAGAGUUUAAAGAAAAUUAUGAUAUGAAACAUAUUAUACAUCCCACUAUUAAUAAUAAUUUAACCAGCAUUUCACAAAAAUCAAAACCAUCAAAGAACAAAAUACCCGACAAUUAUGAGAUGAAAAAAUCUAGAAGAAGUGAGUAUGUCAUAAAUUACGAUGACAAAGAAGGAACUGUGUCAUCUGUAAGAAAAGUAAGACCAAAACAUGGUUCUGAAAUUAAAAACCGUUCUGCUAAAGAGAAUAAAGAAAAUGCUACUAUAGAACAUAAUGUUAGAAUUAAACAAAUAAAUAAAAUAGCCCUACGUAAGUAACUCGUAUGCACAUGAUACUCAUUUAUAACGUAAACAUAUAUAACAUGAAAAUAUUUCAGAAAAGAUUCCUGAUCAGAAGGAAAACGGAUUUAUGGUUAAGGACAGAAAAUCAAAAAAUGUUCAUAGACCUUGCCAACUUUUAUAAUAGAAUACUAGUCUACUUAAUUUAAUCGUGAAAGAAUUGCUGGAAAGUUAAAUCACAAAGUGAUUUAUGAAAGUCGGUUUGUUUGUUGCUGUUUUAUGGGGAACGAAGUGUAACAAUGAUCUCACGGUGAUUUUUUCUAAUAAUAACGAUUUUGUAUUUCCUCUAAUAAUGCUAAACUCUAACCUUAUAUUAACAGUAAUAUAAAACACAUUUUAAAUUAC
Messenger RNA from Papilio polytes (common Mormon), 3513 nucleotides. RefSeq names its product MATH and LRR domain-containing protein PFE0570w-like. The record is from RefSeq and is a predicted model, not a curated record. The transcript has 5 exons. Lineage: Eukaryota; Metazoa; Arthropoda; Insecta; Lepidoptera; Papilionidae. The coding region runs from base 112 to 3147 and encodes 1011 amino acids.